AUGUGUUUUCACUCGAAUAAUGAGGAGCAUAACGAUAAGGACAUUGCUUGCUUGCAUUCAGAUCAUAUAUCCGAGGAUAGAAUUUCUGACUCCAAAGUUAUUAAUUGGAUUUCAAGCGUACCAGAAAGUAGUUCGGCUUUAAAAGCACAAGAUGCGGAUUCUCAGCUUUCUAACGAAAGUUGGUUAUCAAUAAUAUUUUCUCCAGCAGUAAAACAUUUGAUUGCCGGUGGAGUAGCAGGUGCAGUAAGCAGAACUGUAGUAAGUCCUUUGGAGAGAAUGAAAAUUUUAUUUCAGGUACAAGGACCAGAGCCAGCUUCAUAUCGUGGAAUAAUACCCACAAUCGCAAAAAUAUGGCGAGAAGAAGGGUGGGUUGGCAUGUUGAGAGGUAACGGGACAAAUGUGAUAAGAAUUGUGCCAUAUAGUGCGACUCAAUUUGCGUCAUAUGAAAAAUAUAAAAGGCUUCUUUUGGAAGAAGGAAAAAGUGAACUUGAUGCACCAAGACGUCUUACUGCAGGUGCAUUGGCUGGAAUAACGUCUGUCUCAUGUACAUAUCCACUUGAUAUAGUACGCACAAGACUUUCAGUACAAUCUGCAAGCCUGUCCAUUAAAGAAGUUGAUAAUAAAUUACCAGGUAUCUGGAAAACAAUGAAAAUUAUUUAUCAUACGGAGGGUGGUAUUGUAGCAUUAUAUCGUGGAUUAUCACCAACUCUGAUGGGCGUAGCUCCAUAUGUAGCGCUGAAUUUUCAUUCCUAUGAGGUGUUACGCAAAUAUUUCACUCCGAAAGGUCAAACUUCCCCGCCAGUUGCACAGAAACUUUUGUGUGGUGCUCUUGCGGGGACAUUUGCUCAAACGAUAACGUACCCUUUGGACGUACUACGACGAAGAAUGCAGGUAACAGGGAUGCCGGGUGUCGCGUAUAAAUAUACCAGUACGUGGGAUGCAUUAGAAAAGUUGAUUGCUCAGGAAGGCAUUAAAGGAUUGUAUAAAGGAAUGGUUCCUAAUUAUUUAAAAGUUGCUCCUGCAAUUGGCGUGAGUUUUGUAACUUAUGAGGCGUGUAAGGAGAUACUGGAUGAUGGGUAA
Molecule: messenger RNA, 1080 nt
Organism: Rhizophagus irregularis DAOM 181602=DAOM 197198
Lineage: Eukaryota; Fungi; Glomeromycota; Glomeromycetes; Glomerales; Glomeraceae
Biological process (GO): transmembrane transport; adenine nucleotide transport
Molecular function (GO): nucleotide transmembrane transporter activity
Source: RefSeq, a predicted model, not a curated record